Macrosiphum euphorbiae (potato aphid) is the source of this 981-nucleotide messenger RNA. The record is from the annotation of a GenBank genome assembly. Lineage: Eukaryota; Metazoa; Arthropoda; Insecta; Hemiptera; Aphididae.
AUGGACAACGAAAAGGACAUUGAGAGCGGCCAAUCAAUAAAUGACAAUAAUAUGGAGGAUAUUUCUCAACCAGAUUUGCUGUGCCAUACCUAUGCAGUUGAUUCUCAAGUGGCAAGUAAAACACAUUUAGACAUAAACCAUUCAUUGUCAUUUAGUAAUACUUCUUGUGAACAUUCUAAAAUUCAAGAAGAAGAAUGCGCUUUUUUAACAAAUAACCUACAAAGUGUUCAUCUGACACGUGACAAUCCAUUAUCCAUUAAUCUUCCAUCACGGAGACGUCGAUUAAUACCCAUCAACAAUAAACCUAAUGAUUAUGACUAUGAAUCAAGUUCCGGUAGUGAAUUCAGUGACAGUACUGAUAGAUUCUUAAAUGUGGACCUCGGAAACAAAUCAAUACCUGAGUUAACAGCUGAAGAAGAACUCAAAGAUGAACGAAACUGGAGGUCUUGUACGGUAACUGGUGUUGUUAGUAAGAUUGAUAUGAAAGUAAUAGAGCCUUAUAAGUGUGUGCUAUCACAUGGUGGUUAUAUGACAACUGGUUCACACAAUGCUAUUAUUGUAUUUAGUGCAUGCUAUUUACCGCAUCGUGAUCGUGUAGACUACAAUUAUGUUAUGAAUAAUCUAUUUGCAUAUGUAGUUUCAACUUUGGACCAACUAGUUACAGAAGAUUAUGUUCUAGUCUAUCUUCAAGGGGGUACUUCUAAGGAUUGUGUUCCUGGUUUCUCUUGGCUGAAACGUUGUUACAAGAUGAUUGAUAGAAAACUAAGGAAAAAUUUGAAGUUUUUGUAUUUGGUUCAUCCGACGUUUUGGUUAAAAACUCUUGUAUUAAUGAUCAAACCAUUUGUAAGCUCAAAAUUUGGCAACAAGAUACAUUUCAUCAACAGCCUAGAUGAACUCUAUGACUGUGUGCCAGUUGAAAGAGCUAGUAUACCAGAUAGGGUAAAACAAUUUGAUUGUACAAAAUCAAAUUCUAAUAAGUAG